GAUUAGUUGAUAAAAACAUAUACAAGAACUUUUAAUGUCGUUUCCUCGGUGAAAGAGGUGUAAAAACUUUAAGAAAUUAUAAACUAAAUAAAAGGAUGUCCACACCAAUUAAAUCCGCAUCGUCCCUUUUGUUGAAUGCAAGACUUGUUUCGCCUAAAUUAUUGUCUCCGGUUGAAAACAAAAUUUGUUACACCUCCACUCCCAAGCGAGUUCCGCGGCAAAGCUUGAACUUUUCACAUGAUUUUCAAGCGCAUAAUUUUGUUAAAAAUCCGAUACAAAUUAAAGUAACUCAAGAAAACCUCGCCGAAGAUAGUCUAAUCAUCGAUUCUCCUCACAAAUCCGAACUGCUGACUUACGGCUUGAGUAAAUACGAUCUUUUGUACAUACUGGGCAAAGGAUCAUUUGGCACAGUUAUUAAAGGAAACUAUCACGGAAAAAUUGUUGCCGUAAAAAUUAUAAAAUCAAAGUCAGGUUGCGUAAACGAAUCAAACGCCCUUAAUCUUCGUCAUGAAAAUAUUAUUACAGUUUUUGAUAUAAUUGUUAGCCGAAAGUAUUCUCUCGUGACGAUGGAGUAUCACAAGGAUUCGAAAAAUUUGCAAAGUGUCAUAGAUGAUGCAAGUGCGGUUCUGGAUCGAAAAACCGUAGUCAGAUUUAGCAAGGAUGUUGCAAGUGGUUUAAAACACUGUCACGAAAAUGGUGUCUUGCAUUUAGAUAUAAAACCAAAGAAUAUAUUGCUCUGUGAUAACAAAGUUUGCAAAAUUUGCGAUUUUGGCAAUUCAGUGAAAGCAUCAAAUGCUACAGAAAUGUGUACGUUUCAGGGAACAGUGCCAUACACCGCACCUGAAAUUUUACGAGGGAAACUACCGAGCACUAAGAGUGAUAUUUACUCUCUAGGUAUAUUAAUCUGGCAAAUGAUUUAUCGCAAAAGCCCUUAUGAAUUCUCAAACAGUGAAGUGAUAAUUUACAAAGUUGUCAAAUUCAAUUUUCGCCCUCCUUUGGACACAAAGGAUGAAGUUUUGGCACGAUUGUGCUGUUUAUGCUGGGAUGAAAAUUCAAAUAAACGCCCAAGUGCUGCGCAAAUAUAUGAUUUAUUAAAUGGUGUUGUUUUUAAUGAAAAGUGAAUUAAUAAAUUAAAUUUCUUUAUUGUCG
This is a messenger RNA of Tribolium castaneum (red flour beetle), 1149 nucleotides long. It is a transcript of the gene Mos, whose product is annotated as Mos oncogene. The transcript is spliced from 5 exons. Gene Ontology annotation, molecular function: protein kinase activity; ATP binding. The coding region runs from base 96 to 1121 and encodes 341 amino acids. NCBI's taxonomy places the organism in Eukaryota, Metazoa, Arthropoda, Insecta, Coleoptera, Tenebrionidae. Gene Ontology annotation, biological process: negative regulation of metaphase/anaphase transition of meiotic cell cycle; positive regulation of MAPK cascade; signal transduction. The record is from RefSeq and is a predicted model, not a curated record. Gene Ontology annotation, cellular component: cytoplasm.